AUGUCAAAUCACAUCAUAGAGCCGCAUGAGAUUCGUCAGGCACACGACCCCGAGCAGAUGAAUCAGGAAUCGCCUCCAGCGCAGGCUCAGUCUAGGCUGGAAUGCCUCCCAGUGGAGCUCCUCCAGAAGAUCUUCCUACAUAGUCUCGAGUUCAAUCUUCCGAGAGCCUCGAUUUACCUCGCUAGGGCACUCUCAAAUCCGACCCUCUAUACCUGGCUCAUUCGCCUGGCCUUUAGUAGCUCCAAUGAGAGCUCCAAGAAUGGCUUUUUCACUCCAGACUUUCUCCCUCCGCCACUAGACUUCUUCGCGCAAUCUACAGAAGAACGAAGCAACCUUCAAAGCGUAAUUCUCGCAUGUCGUUGGUGCACGCUAGAGCUCAUGCGCAAAUGCCAGAGAGAAUACAUCGAACACGCCGUCCGUCUCAAGUGCCGAGACCUAGUCUUCGCCCCUGAAGACUGCGACAGCAUAGCCAAGAUCGGGGAGCACUUCCACGACCUGAAACGCUACGACCAGGGCCAUCAAGGUCGUCUAGGGAAAGGCGAUCUGGUUUGCAGGGCGCAAGAUCCAGAGACCAAUGAGGAGUAUAGAGUCGCGGUGUGGUUCAACUUUGGCGCUUUUCAGAUUCGCAGACCGAAUCCGCUUCAUACAGAGCUCGAUCUCUUUCGACUGCCCUGUUGCGCGGGUGAAACUCCGUCGCGGAUGCCAGACAAGUUGCUUUGUGGUCCAUGGACAGAAACGAAGAUAGAGUUCCUUAAGUUACUAUGUACGGAGGUAUACAUCGAUUACGACGAGGAAUUUGAGCGUUCUGGGCGCCUGCUUCGCCAGGUAAUCCGGAGCCGCGAUUACGGUACUUUCAAGGUACUGGUAGAACUCUUCAUUCGGAUCCGGAUCUAUAGGUAUCCCCUGCGCUGGCCUAUACAACGGUCUCAUUUCAAGGUAGCGUUGAAGUACGCGGACUCUUCGAACGAUCCGUUUCUCAACUUUCUGGUUCGGGAGCGUUGGGAUGAUUUGCCUUCGUCUGAUAUAAGGCUCAAGAAUGAGCUGAUAGCGAAAGUAGGACUAUGUUUUCCAGCAUGA
Molecule: messenger RNA, 1077 nt
Organism: Aspergillus lentulus
Lineage: Eukaryota; Fungi; Ascomycota; Eurotiomycetes; Eurotiales; Aspergillaceae
Source: RefSeq, a predicted model, not a curated record